Molecule: messenger RNA, 1781 nt
Organism: Durusdinium trenchii
Lineage: Eukaryota; Dinophyceae; Suessiales; Symbiodiniaceae
Source: the annotation of a GenBank genome assembly
CAUAGGAUAGAACUCGAGAAGCCGGUGCGUUACUUGGUGCGUUGCUUCUGGCGUGUGGUAGCAUGGGAGUGACGGACUCUCCACCCGAGAACAUUUGAGCUAUCAGCUGCCGAAAUAAGAUGUCUAGAUGCACAGGCCAUGUUUGGACAUGUUUGGUUUGGACUCAUUUGUUGCUUUGGCUUGAAACACUCAGCGGUGUCGAAGAUCCGGCGCCACAAGUCGGACGCUCCGUGGAUUUCUCUCAUCAAGUGGCACAUGUCUGAGCGUUUGACUCGUGAAUCCGAGCCUCCAGCCCAUCGUCCUGGGUGGGCCUUUCGAUUGAAGAGAGUCUUCUUCGCGCUAGCUACGGUGGCCAGUGUUGUGGCUGUUGCUUGCUGGUAUGCAUCACCGCCGCCAGCUCCAACACCGGCUCCGCCAUCUCCCACACCGGCUCCGCCAGUCGGCGGCAGAGUCAUGACAGCAGACUUGGCAGCAGCCAAUCUGUGGAGGUCCAAAUUUCCAGAAAGCUCACCAUUGUAUCAAGAUCUACCCGAGACAUGCUUCCAGGAGAGAGAAUGUGAAUACAACCGGGUUGAGGAACAUGAUUUCCACAAAUCAACCUCAACCUUGUUGGAUCGCUUCUCACUACACUUCGGGGUGAAGGCCAAAUUCUUGGGCUUGACGCUUCCUUUUAGCUUGGGCUCGUUUUCAGAGACACGGCGCUUGAGCGAAGAAAGGCAGUCAUUUUUCUAUUCAGCCUUUGUGCGACGUGCUUGCGGCCCCACGCUUGCGGAGCACUGCAGGUAUGAUCCCUCGCUGCUAAGUCCUCAGUUCAACGAAACCCUCAAGCGCUUGCUGCAAGAGCACCCUAUUGGCAUGGGAGAUCGUGACUCCCUUGAGCAUUGGGAGGAGGAAACUGCACGCGCAGGUUUGAGCGGGACCCAUGUCCAGGUUGGAACGGAGCGAGGGGCACAAGUCAAAUUCUUGGUGUCCGUGGAAGUAAUGACAGAUUCUGUUGGGAAUUGCUUUUCAGUGGACUUAUGCCAAGAUCUGAAGCCUUUCUUGAAGCGCUUUGAUGUUUCUUGUGAUGCAUCUGCAUCAGUGUGUCAUGGAAGCCAGAUGACAUCCACAACACUACACCAAGAGUGCUCCUUCUCCGGAGGUGAUCCUUCUGCGAGUUUCAUGUGCGAUCCACGCAAGUGGAUGGCUGAAGAUGUGGAUAGGUUCCUUCUCAGCGGUGACCCCAAUAGCUCCAAAACCAUCUACCGACACCAUUGGGAAGAGGUUUCGGAGAUUCUGGAGAAGAUGCACUGGAUGGAAGCGGCUCAUGCCAUGGAGACCUUGGCAGAUUUUCGGACUUGUAAAGGUGAAGGCAGGAAAUGGCUGGCUGACGAGACUGGCAAGUUUGCUUGUAGAUGUGUCUUGUCGUGUGGAACAGGCAGGCUCUUGAAGGAGAGCUGUACAUGCGCAUGCCCCGGCAAUGCCAUGCAUGGCUGGAUGGGCCCCACUUGUUCAGAGACCUAUGGCAAAUGCAUGCCCGGCAAGAACACUGGCAACCCGGGAGGGAAUGCUUGUGAUGUAGGAAACCAAUGCAGUUGCCUUAGCGCGUCAGAAACAUGCAAGGCAACUGAAGUGUGCUGCUUGACUGAUUUCAAUGCCAAGUGCUGUGGCUUCGGCCACAUGUGCAAUUGUGGUGGUGUCACAUGUGAAUGUGUACCGGAAGCUGCCAACCAGUCAAUGUUUAUAAUCUGAGGUGGCUCCUUCAACAGCAUUUGCCAUGCUGCUACGUAUAUCAUGUUGAG